Molecule: messenger RNA, 9288 nt
Organism: Columba livia (rock pigeon)
Lineage: Eukaryota; Metazoa; Chordata; Aves; Columbiformes; Columbidae
Gene: MYO18B
Product: myosin XVIIIB
Exons: 46
Coding region: 31-7281 (2416 amino acids)
Biological process (GO): actomyosin structure organization
Cellular component (GO): unconventional myosin complex; myosin filament; myosin II complex
Molecular function (GO): ATP binding; cytoskeletal motor activity; actin filament binding
Source: RefSeq, a predicted model, not a curated record
GUUACCGCCGCGGGUAUUUUUAGCAGUGACAUGUGUCACCUCAGCUGCCGUCGCGGCGGGGGGUGGCAGGGGGAGGCUCUCGCUGCUGCCACACGCCGCCUUCGCUCUCCGGCUCACGGGGUCCCGCACCGUCGGCAGAGCCCGGUGCCGCUGUGGGCCCGCAGCCUCCACCCAGCAUCGUCCCUCCUCACUGCCAGCAUGGCCAUCUCCUCACGCCUGGCGCUCUGGGAGCAGAAGAUCCGGGACGAGGACCGGGGGCCGCCCCCAUCCGCACCCCCCCUGCUGCUGUCGGUCAUCCCAGGGGGGUUCAUCAAGCAGCUCGUGCGGGAGACUGAGAAGGAGGCGAAGGCGGCAAAACUGAAGAAGGAAACCAAGGCAAGUGCGAAAGAGGAGCCCGUGGGGCAGGACGGCGAGUGUCCAGCUGGGGACACCCCGGUCACUGGAGGAGAGGUGGCCAGCAAGGAACAGCUGCUGCAGAACGGGCUGCACGUGGAAGGGCAAGGGGGUGACAGGGUCUCGGCCCCCCCACGCAAGGAGCUGCCACCUGGGAGGGUGGCACCGGGGGCCACCCCCAGCAAAACCCUGUUCCCAACACCUGGCCCAGCAGUGGCUGUCCCCAAACCAGCAGAGACCCCUCGCCCAGAGGCUCCCAAGGCAGCGAAGCCGUCGUGCCCAGAGAAGAGCCCCAGGGACCCCCGCCCUGGGGGCAGCCCCCCAGCUCCAGCCCUUGUACCCAACAAGGGCCCCCAGCGCUGCAGCAAAGUCCCAGCGAAGGAGAGGGACGCAACCAAGGGGACAGGCCCUGAGGGCACCAAGGAGAAGGAGGCACCCCCCAGCCACGAGCAGCCCCCAGCCAAGGCAAGAACCAAGAGGGAGCCGGGGCCAGUUAGGAGAGAGCCGGAGAAGAUGAGGAAAGAUGUCGGAGGUGGCAAGAAGGAGCCAAGUGAAAUCAAAAAGCCUGGAAAAAAUGUGAACAAGGCAGAGAGACCCAAGGAGGAGCCAGGAGGGAUCCAAGAAAAGUCAGAAGAUGUGGCAAAGGAGGUGGGGAAGGUGAAGGAAGAGCUGAGAGAGGGUAAAGAGGCACCGGGAGAGAGCAAAGAGACAGGCGAGAGCACGGAUAAGGACCAGGCUCCAAGGGACGUUUGGUAUGAAGCGGAGAAGGUCUGGCUCAUCCAGCAGGACGGAUUCACGCUCGCCACGCAGCUGAAGCCAGAUGUGGGGACACCUGAGCUGCCGGUGGGGAGGCUGCGGGUGCGCCGGGAGGAUGGCAGUGUCACCGAGGUGGACGAGGACAGUGUGCAGCGGACCAACCCCCCCAGCCUGGAUUACGCCGAGGAUCUGGCCACCCUCCUCAGCCUCAACGAGUGCAGCGCCAUGCACACGCUGCAGCAGCGGUACCGUGCCCGCCUGCCAUGCACCCACGCUGGGCCCAGCCUGGUGGCCAUCAGGCCCAGCUUUGCGGCCACCAGCAGCGCGGGGAAGGUGUUCAAGGGGAAGCGGGACAGCAUGCCCCCGCACAUCUGCUCGCUGGCACAGAGAGCAUACAGGAACCUGCUGCUGCAGCGGCAGGACCAGGCCAUCGUGCCCCUGGGACGCAGCGGGGCUGGGAAGACCACGUGCUGCCAGAGCGCCCUGGAGUACCUGGUGGGCACGGCAGGCAGCCUGGAUGGCACUGUCUCAGUGGAGAAGAUCCAGGCAAUGUUCACAGUCCUGGGAGCCUUUGGGUCAGUGACCACCGGCCACAGCAGCAGCUCCACGCGCUUCUCCAUGGUCCUGUCCCUGGAUUUCAGUGCCACCGGCCGGAUCACCGCUGCUCACCUCCAGACCCUGCUCCUGGAGAGGUUUCGCGUCGCCCAGCAGCCCCCCGGAGAGAGCAACUUCAACGUCUUCUCCCUGAUGCUGGCGGGGCUGGAUGCAGCACACAGAACGAUGCUGCACUUGCAUCAGGUGUCAGAGAGCAAUUCCUUUGGGAUCAAGCCAUUUGCAAAGCCCGAGGAGAAGCAGAAAGCCUCGGCGGCGUUUGCCCAGCUCCAGGCUGCCAUGGGCACACUGGGCAUCACAGCGGAGGAGCAGGCGGCGGUCUGGCGUGUCUUAGCCGGCAUCUACCACCUGGGAGCCGCUGGCGCCUGCAAAGUUGGCAGGAAGCAGUUCAUGAAGUUCGAGUGUGCCAGCACGGCGGCCGAGGUGCUCGGCUGUGACCUGGAGGAGCUCAGCACCGCCAUCUUCAAGCACCACCUGAAGCAGAUCCUGGCGCAGGUCACGGUGCGGGGCCGGGGGCUGCCCCCCCCGGAGGAGAGCCCGGCAGGGCCAAAGCUGACAGGCGUGGAGUGCGUGGAGGGGAUGGCUGCAGGUCUCUAUGAAGAGCUGUUUGCUGCUGUUGUCUCGCUGAUCAACAGGUCUUUCUCCUCCCAGCACCUCUCCAUGGCCUCCAUCGCCGUGGUGGACACUCCGGGCUUCCACAACCCGCGGCACCACCGGGCCGAGCGAGCAGCCACCUUUGAAGAGCUCUGCCACAACUACGUGCACGAGCGUCUGCAGGCUCUCUUCUACGAGAAGACCUUCAUUUUAGAAAUGGAGAGGUACCGAGAGGAAAAUGUUGAGGUGUCUUUUGAUCUUCCAGAGCGCUCACCAUUGGCCACGCUGUCCAUCAUCGACCUGAGCUGCUCCCAGCCACCAGUGCUGCCCAGCAGCCCGGAUGCCGAUCGCAAGGGGCUGUUCUGGAUCCUGGACGAGGAGGUGCUGGUCCCAGGCUCUGGGGACAGUGCUGCCUUUGACCGCCUCUGCUCCUACUUCUCCACGAAGGGACCUGAUCAGGAGGGGGACAGCUACAUGCGGAGGUGUGAGCAGGCGCUGCACUUUGAGAUCUGCCACCAGCUGGGCACGGACCCUGUGCGCUACGACCUCACAGGCUGGCUCAGCAAAGCCAAGCUCAACCUCUCAGCAGAAAACGCCGUCCAAGUGCUGCAGCAGUCCAAGGUAACCGCCUUGCAGGAGCUGGUGCGGCCACGGGUGCCGCUGGGCUGCCGCGCCGUGGGGGGGCUGGAGGGACGCUCCCAGGCCGCCUUGCACCGCAACGCCUGUCUCAGGAAAACCUUCGCCAGCAGCUUUGCCGCCGUGAGGAAGAGGUCGGUGUGUGCACAGCUCAAGCUGCAGGCGGAUGCGCUCACCAACCUGCUUCGACGGUCCCGGUUGCACUUUGUCCACUGCCUCGUCCCAGGACCAGGGACAGAGGGGCCAGUGUCCCCCUCAUCGCCUGAUGCAGCCCCACGGCUGGACGUGCCGACGCUGCGAGUCCAGCUGGAGGGGACACAGCUCCUGGAUGCCCUGCGCCUGCACCGCAUCGGGUAUGCAGAUCGCCUACUCCUCACUCAGUUCCGAAGGCGCUUCCAGGUCCUUGCUCCAGACGUCAUGAAGAAGCACACAUCUGCCUACGAGGUGCCGGACGAGAGCAAGGCGAUCGAGGAGCUCUUCCAGGCGCUGGAUCUGGAGAAGAAGAGCAUUGCCAUCGGACGCAGCCAGGUUUUCUUGAAGCCGGGGGUCAUCUCCAGGCUGGAGAAGCAACGCGACAAGCUGAUAGCCCAGAAGAUGAUCCUGCUCCAGGCUGCUUGCAAGGGCUUCCUCAGCCGCCAGAAGUUCAAGAGGUUGAAGAUCCAGCGCCUCGCCGUCCGCUGCAUCCAGAAGAACCUGGUGGUGUUCCAGGCCAUCAGAAACUGGCCAUGGUGGCAGCUGCUGAGCCGUGUGCGGCCCCUGCUCAGCGUCAGCCUUGCGGAGGAGCAGCUCCGUGCUAAAGAAGAGGAGCUGGCGGCGUUGAGAAGGAAGCUGGAAAAAUCUGAGCAGGCAUGCAGUGAGCUCAGGCAGACGGCAGAGAAGCUGGAAAGCAAGAUCAUCGACCUGACGACGGAGCUGUCAGACGAGCGGUACAAGGGUGACGUCGCCUGCCAGGUGCUGGACGGGGAGCGGGCAGAGAGGCUGCGGGGUGCCCGCGAGCUGCAGGAGCUGCAGAGCAAAAAUGACCAAGUGCAGAAGAAACUGGAGUUGGUGGAAAAACAGCUGGAAGAGGCCCAGCAGCUAGUUCAGCUGCGUGAGAUGAAGAUCAGUGGCUCUGGAGGAGAGGAUGAGUGGCAAGUGCGGUUUGACUGCGCGCAGACCGAGAUCUCAUUCCUGCGGAAGCGGCUGGCGCAGCUGGAGCAGCGGCUGGAGGCCGAGCUGGGUGCCAGGACCGGGCUUGAGCAAAAGCUCAGCGAGGCGCAGGCAGCCUGCGAGGCGGCCAGGAAGGCGUCCCAGCAGCUGCGGCGGCGGUGCCGGCGGCUGGUCUGCGAGCUGGAGGAUGCGCGGGUGCUCGCUGAGAGCCAGCAGAGCCGCAGCCACGAGCUGGAGAAGAGGCAGAAGAAGUUUGACCUGCAGUUAGCCCAGGCCCUCGGGGAGUCUGCCUUUGAGAAGAGGCUCCGUGAAAAAGUGGCACAGGAGAACACCAGCAUCCGAUGGGAGAUGGGCAAACUCCAGCAGAGCUUAGAGCAGAAGGAGGCGGAGGCGGCCGGCCUGGCGCAGCGGGUGACGGUGCUGGCCGGCCGGGUGCAGGAGCUCAGCACCCCCGGUGCCCUGGACGCCCGCGCUGUGCCCACGCUCAGGACGCAGCUCUGGGACCUGGAGGCCAGCGCUGCUGAGCAGAGGAAGGAGCUGGAGCGGCAGACAGCUGCUGUGGAUCACCUGGAGCAGCUGCAUCAGAGGCUGGAGCUGGAGAUAGAGCGGAUGAAGCAGAUGCACCAGAAGGAGCUGGAGGACAAGGACGAGGAGCUGGAGGAUGUGCGGCAGUCCUGCCAGAAGAGGCUCCGGCAGCUGGAGAUGCAGCUGGAACAGGAGUACGAGGAGAAGCAGAUGGUGCUGCACGAGAAGCAGGACCUAGAGGGGCUCAUCGCCACCCUGUGCGAGCAGAUUGGCCACCGUGACUUCGAUGUGGAGAAGCGGCUGCGGCGGGACCUGCGCCGGACCCGAGCCCUGCUCGCCGACCUGCAGCUGCUGCUGGCGGCCCCUGCGGACCCUGCGGCCAGCGCCGCGGAGCUGGAGCGGCUGCGCAGGCAGCUGGAAGAGAGCAAAGCAAAGUGUGCAGAGGCCCAGAGGUCCCAGCAGACGGCGGCCCUGGAGCUGGAGAACGUGCAGACAGAGCUGGAGACCCUCAGCAGGAACAAGACCCUGGUGGACGAGCAGCUGUACCAGCUGCAGCACGAGCGAGCAGACCUCCUGAAACGCAUUGACGAGGACCAGGAAGACCUGAAUGAGCUGAUGGCAAAGCACAAGGCUCUGAUCGCCCAGUCGGCGACAGAUAUCACCCAGAUCCGGGACCUGCAGACGCAGCUGGAGGAUGUGAAGAAAGAAAAGCAGAGCCUUCAGGAGAAGCUGCAGGCAGCGCAGAUGAAGGCAGCGCAGCUGGAGCAGAGCCCGGCUGAGCGCUCCAUUGUCAGCCGGCAGGAAGCCCGCAUCCGCGACCUGGAGAGCCAGCUGGACUUCCAGGCUGUGCAGAUGAGGCGCUUUGAGGUGCUGGUGCUGCGCUUGCGGGACAGCAUCAUAAAGAUGGGUGAGGAGCUGGAGAAGGCAGCUGAGUCGGAGGCACGGGAGAAGGAGAGCAGCCGGUACUACCAGAGGAGGAUGGAGGACAUGAAGGCUGAGAUGGAUGAGCUGGUGCAGAGGGAGCUGGAGUCCAGCCGCCGGCGUGUGGAGCUGGAGCAGCAGCUGGCAGAGCUGGCCGCCGUGCGGCAGGGGCUGCAGACUGACCUGGGCACCUCCAUCCGCCGCAUCGCCCAUCUGCAGCUGGCCCUGGAGGAGCUGCGUCCCGGUGAAGAGAGUGAUGCCGAGAGGGACACUCGCUCCAGUGUCGGCUCUACACUCAGUCUGGAGCCCACAGAGAGCAUCAUGUCCUGGCCGGGGUCAUCUGCGGGCUGGUCAUCCCCGACGGGUACCAGCGUGGCCGGGAGCAUCUCAGCACAGUCUGUCGGCAGCCGCAGCACCCAAGGACCGAGGGUGAGCAGGGACACCAAGGAGCCCACACCAAGCAGGCCAGCUUCUUCCCUGAGUGCUGCCAGGUCUGUCGAUGCUGCGGAUCUGGAGAGGACGAGUCCCUUGCUCGGUGCCAGACGACGGGAAUACAGCAAACCUCCGGCAGCUGAAGAGGAGCUGGAGAGACUGAAAAAACCCGUGGACGGGAUUGGAGAGACGUCCCCAUCGGUGCUGCGGCGAGGGGGCUCCCCUGCCCCGGCUGGGGGGUUUACCAGCCCGCGGUCCCCAUCAGUGCCAAGGCGGAGGGGACUGUCCCCAGUGCCCAGCACCUCGGCCGCCCUCUCCGAGUACGUGGAGGAGCUGCGGCGACAGCAGGGAGCGGAGCGGGAGCCGGGGCUGCCAGCACUGGGCGAUGCCUCCCUCCUCCCCAUUUACCGCACCACGGGUGCCGCAGCCCUGCGCCGCUGCCGGGCUCUCCCCGCAGCUGAGGAUCCCCUUGGGAAGCUGGAGGGGACUUGGCCAGGGGAAGGUGAAGGAACCGGCACCAGCCUCGUGCGCUCCUCCAGCCUGCGCAGCAUGGCCUCGGAGCCAGCCGAGCCACCACGCUCGCCGGUGCUGAAAAGAGCAUCAAAAUUUGGCUCCUACGACUCCCUCCUGCAAACCUUCGAUGGCUCCGGCUGCCGUCCAAGCUCCCUGGCCACGGGAAUGGAGGCGGUGGGCACGCUGCGGCUGAGCUCCUGGAGAAGCUGCCUGGAGCCAUCGGUGGAAGAUGUGGAGGUGGGAAGGGGCUCCACGGGGCUCCUGAGCUACCCAUCCAGCCCUGGGCUGGGCGAGGGGAGGGGGAGCGACCCCUUCUCGUGGCGAAUCCCCACCCUAAACUACGAGAGGAGAACCAACGUUGACUUCGAUGACUUCCUCCCGGCCAUCCGCAAAUCCCGCUCCACCAGCAGCCUGGCCAAGCCUGGCAGGGACAGGAGGGAUGGCCACCGGCCCCUCACCGUCCGCUUCCAGGAUGAGGCCAUGGUGGGCAGUUCAGCAUCCUCUGAGACAAAGGUCAUGGCCAAGCGCAGCCCAGCCCCCCAGGAGGACCCCGGGAACGUCUCUGACUCCUCCUCAUCCUCCGGCUCCGUCCGCUCCUCCCGCAGCACCGACAGCAUCAAGCGCCGACCCCCAAGGGGGGACAGGGAGGGGAGCAGCACCCAGGGCAGUGGGACAAGCCGCCGGGAGGAGGCUGAGGGGAAGGAAGACGAUGUCAACAGCAUCAUGAGGAAGUACCUGGGAAAAGACUAAGGAAGCACAAUUUGCAUAAUGAAACAUCCCACUUUUCUCCAGACUUUGUGUCAAUAAACUGCAGCAACUGGCCUUGGCAUCGCACUGAGUGAGGAGCCGCGACAGGCAAACCACUUCCCUCUCCUUUGGGAAAGCGUCUGAUGGAAGCACAUCUGUAACCUAAACAGAGAUUGACGGUGACUCCCUGAAUUAAUGGCGUGCUUUUACAGAUGAUGAGACUCUUUUUGUUUUUAAACAUGUCGUGGUGUCUUCAUGCUCCUACCCUGUUUCUGUCACCACAGCUUUGCUCAGGACCAGCCGCGGGGACAAGGGACUUUCUUGUUCUCCUGCAGUCAUUUGACUCAGGAGUUGGUGCUGUAAUUAAAACCCAGUGGCUGUUGUAGAUGUCCGAUAACGUGCCAUGCUGGCCAGGGAAAGUCCACGCUGGAGGAACACCAAAACCCCUCCCUUUUAACUCAAAAGCUGCAGCCCAGAUGUCUCAUCGCACGUAGCACUGCUCACAAAUCAGCCAAAUGUCCAAAGGUUGCUUUUGGAUCUUGGUUUUCAAAUGGAGCUGCACAUUGCAGACCAGCUCUCUUCAUAUGCUUUUAUUUUCUUAGUUUCCAGAGGCUGAGACUUUCUCUGAAGCUUUUAUAAUUCUGUAGAUAUUUACAGAUCCGUACAUGCUUUCAGGGCUCCCACCUGUUGGGGACAUCUGGGCACGUUCCUGUGGCAUGCGAGGCAGCACUGCGGUCAUGUGGCAAUGGGAUGUCUGCUUGAUUUUUACACAAUAAAAUAGUUGUUUCUUUGACACAAGUCUCUUCUUGUCUUUCCUUUCCUGCAGUGAGAGCAGGUCCGUGUAGCAGAGCCGGGCACUCCCCACAGCCUGGGGCUUCUCCCCGGAGACCCUCCGGCCUCCCCAUCUCUCUGCACUCACAAAAAGCUCAUUUUUUCAGCCUCAACCUUCUUUCCUAGAAGACAUCCAAACUUACUAAUUUAUCAGAGGACACAAAGGAAAUUGCUCUGUCACUUGAAAUUGCUUUGCACAUCCUUUAACAACAAACCAGGGAAAAAUGACGCUCAGACUGGAGCUUUUCAGGCUGAGUCCAGAGAAUUGUUUGUCCUUGAAGCAGCCGGAGCAGGAGAAGAGCAACGCUCAUGGGCAGUGAGAAGGAGCCAUCCAUCAGUGCUGGCUGGCUAUAAAUCCUGCGUGUCUGUGAAAACGCCUGUUCCCUGCCUGCUCCUGACAGUAUGGGGGACCGGUGACCAAUGGCCAGUGGAUGUGCCUUCCAAGAGCCUUCAUCGGAGAAGCCAUCUCUGUGGAGAGCUCCAUCGUUUGCAAGAUGUGCAUGUUUCAGGAUUGAUUGUCCAAAGCCAUCUUGCCACUGCUGACACAUGGACCCAGCUGGCCCCUGACACGUCACAUUGUCAUCGAUGGAGGAUCCAAUGCCGCAGCGGGUGAGCCAGGUUUUCUACACCAGCCCAAGCAGCCUGCAGCUUCCUGCUGUGCCGGUGACAGUUGUUUGCCGCGCUCUGGCGAGGCUCUGGCAAUCCUAGCAGAGCCCAGAACAUCCGUGAAGCUCUGAAUAUUUAACUGCACUGAGCAUGCAUGUGCCAUCGGCUCAUGCUCAUCGAGUGGGCAGAAAUCCUGGGGGAUAAUUUCCUAAAGCCUGGACGAGGACCUGGAGAAAGAGCCAGUGUCUCUAGGCUGAGGCUUUGCUGGGCUCGGCUUAGUCCGACACUUCUCCCUGCAGUCUGUCCAUCUGCUGUGCAGCCUCCGCGGGAGCUCCUGGGUUUAGAGCUGAGAUCUGAAUAGCAAAUGAGCGGAGGAUGUGCCAAGACUGCAGACCACCUGCUAAGAGCCAAAGGUACGUUUCUGUGACCCCCCCGGGAGGCUCUGGUGGGUGAUGGGCAGGGACAGGACUGUCCCUGCUCCCCACACUCAUGUGUCUCCAUGUGGCUCCUGGACUCUCUCUCAAGUCAGAAGUUCCAAAAUACAUAUUAUAUGCAUUAUAUAUAUAAAAUACA